Messenger RNA from Oikopleura dioica, 1263 nucleotides. NCBI's taxonomy places the organism in Eukaryota, Metazoa, Chordata, Appendicularia, Copelata, Oikopleuridae. The record is from the annotation of a GenBank genome assembly.
AUGUUCAAUUUUUUGUUUCUUUUCGGCGCUGCUGCCGCGUUAUCUUGCAUUGACAAUCCCUGUAAUAACGGAUGCGAGUGCGAGACUUCCUGCAAGGAUGAAAAUGACUACUACUGCCGACCGAAUGCUGGUUUUCCAUUCAUUGGAAAAGAUUGCGACUACGAGGCUAUUCCGCUCUGUACUUCAACCGGCAUCAAAAUCAGGAUUCCUGCUGGGGCAGUAGAGGAAUACGCUCGUGGCAUCCCUAACGUCGGCAUUCAUGGAUGCGCCAACGAUGUUUGCUCAGCAGCAGGCGCCGUCUGUGGACCAGCGACAGUUUCAAACCUUGGCUAUUACGAACUCGAAUGCCCAAGCCUACUUAGCUUUGACGGACAAGGACUUACGAAACGCAUAACCUUCGUGAUGGACAGAAUCAACGACUUGAUCAGCAUGCCGCGCGCUCUUACAAGAGUCGUUUGCCAAACUGAAAUUCGCCCGGCUGUCUCGGUGAUUCGUCCCGAAGUCCGCGCUCCCGGCAGCAUGGAACAAAUCGAGUUCUGGCAGCCGGUCAUGUCUUUCUACAAGACUGCUUGGAGCGUCCGACCCGGAAUCGCCGCUAACAACAUGGCCACUCCACAAGGUGAAAUUGUUUACGUCGUCGGUGAGACUCUUCACGUCCGUGUUACCGCAAAAAGCGAUAUUGGUUCUGGUCUUCACUCGAUGGAGCUUGAUAUCUGUACCGUGUCUGAUAACAUGGGCAAGUCGAUUACCAUCAUCAAUGACGGCGUUGUUCCCGCUGAUGUUCCUUUCCCUGUUGGCAUUGACUUGCAGAAAGGCUUUAUUGGCGAUAGUUACGACCCUGAGGGUGUUGGAUUUCACUUCCAGAUGUUCCAAUUCACUCCCGGCACUAAGAUCUACCUGACCUGCCGAGUACACGUCAACCCCAACCGACGAAGAAGGGCUGCGCUUGAAGCUUCUUCCGACAAGCCAACGACUGAAGACGUCCAAAUCAAAUUCAUCAUUGUUAACCCACAAGAAAAAGAAGAAGUCAUCAGCGAUUUAGCGAAUGUUAUUGUGAAAGAGCGAUUCUUCGAAGAUGCGUUUGGAAAUGAUCAGACAAACAAUGAUGAAGAAAUCAUCGUAGAGAGCAAAGAAAAUACCACGAACGAAAACAAAAUCACACAGCGAUGGUGGAUCGCUACUGGACUCAUCCUUGUUGCUCUCCUCACUUUGACUUAUGCAUUGCUUCGCUAUCGCCAGCAGCAUCAAAAAUUGAUUAUUUAA